CUCAAACUUGACACCUCAGCACCCCCUACUACUCUCCCCUCCUUUCUCAUUCACUUUGUACUUGCGAUGAGGACGCCAAUGUUUUGUACCGCGGCAGCGGGCGUACUUUCCAUCGCUUCUGCAAGCCCCUUGAAACCAAGAAACAAUGGAACGAUGGUAUAUGAGUUUACCGAUCUCACCCCAUCCCCUGAACUAAAUUGGGCUCCUUGUUACGACAACUUCACAUGCGCAUACCUAGAGGUUCCCCUCGACUACGCAAACUCCUCAAUUGGAACAACGAACAUCGCUUUCAUAAAAAAGUGGUCCCAAAACUCUUCUGCUGAGGAUAUCCUAGUCAACCCAGGCGGACCCGGUGGCUCUGGGGUAGGUUAUAUUAUGGCAAACCUCGAGGUCCUCGAAACCAAAUUCGGUCCGCAGUACAAUUACGUCGGUUUCGAUCCCAGGGGUGUGAGCAGAAGUGGCCCUAGUCUAGAUUGCUUUCCUGGGUUUCCGAUAGCCCGAAACAUCUUUGACGCAGAAAUGUUCACGGCUGUCGACGAUAGCACUGAGUCUUCAUUAGCGAAAUCUUUUCAGAGAUCGGCUGCAUUUGGCAAGUGGUGUACCGAAGUACUCGCCAUUAAUGGAACUGCUCAAUAUGCUGGAACAGUGGCUGUUGCCAAUGACAUGCUUCACUACAUUGAGCUGCGCGCGAAGGAGCUUGGACACCCACCCGAAGAAGCAAAGCUCUGGUACUAUGGUAUGAGUUACGGAAGCGUUCUCGGCGCUACAUAUGCUGCACUAUUUCCCAACCGCAUUGGAAGAUUAGUCAUCGACGGCGUCGUCGACUCCGAAGACUAUUAUUAUAAUGGCUGGAGGACAGCACUUGAAACAACAGAUGAAGACAUGAAGACAUUCUACAAAUACUGUUACGAAGCUGGACCCGAACUCUGCUUAUUCCACCAAAACGCGACCUCUCCGGAAGAACUGGAAAAGCGUGCGAUUGCGACCUUAGAAUCUCUGAAGAAAUCCCCAAUUGUUUUUGCCGAUCCUGCAACUGGUGUUGCUCCAGUCAUUGUAACUUGGCAAGAUGUCAUCGCAAUCGCCUUCUCCAUCAGCUAUUCACCGAUCUCAGGAUUCCCGGGCUGGGAUUUGGUAUUGACUGGAUUAGAAAAGGGAAAUGCAACAUUGGCGGCCAUAUCAACAAUGAAAGCUCAAAUUCUCGUCCCGCCCACGGAAAACUUCCAAGAUUCGAGAACACUUAUUGCGUGCAUUGACAAUGCCGGCCGAUUCAACACAUCCACCUUUGAAACGUACGAGGAGCACAUUGAAUACCUAUUCAAUCAGAGUUAUUACGGCGGACCGAUCAUUGGAUCGAUUGUCGGCCCCGCUUGUCGGUCGGUUAAUAUCUACCCUCCAGAGAGUCAACUAUUUAAAGGCAUACCGUCAGCAAACAAAACCAGCAACCCGAUCCUCUUCAUCGGAAACAAAUUGGAUCCUAUCACCCCCCUUUCGAGCGCAAAGAAGAUGUCUUCGCUAUUCGCUGGAUCUGAGGUUAUAACAGUUGAUGCGGUCGGUCAUACUACUUCUGGUCUUUGCUCUAAAUGCCUUGACAAAUACACGAUGGCGUACAUGGCCGAUGCGACCCUUCCGCCUCCAAAUACAGUCUUUUGGCUCCAAUAUUAA
Molecule: messenger RNA, 1662 nt
Organism: Lindgomyces ingoldianus
Lineage: Eukaryota; Fungi; Ascomycota; Dothideomycetes; Pleosporales; Lindgomycetaceae
Product: alpha/beta-hydrolase
Exons: 7
Coding region: 67-1662 (531 amino acids)
Source: RefSeq, a predicted model, not a curated record